Molecule: messenger RNA, 1973 nt
Organism: Malus domestica (apple)
Lineage: Eukaryota; Viridiplantae; Streptophyta; Magnoliopsida; Rosales; Rosaceae
Product: pentatricopeptide repeat-containing protein At1g20300, mitochondrial-like
Molecular function (GO): protein binding
Source: RefSeq, a predicted model, not a curated record
CUUAACCAAACGACGUCGCAUAUGGCCUAACAUUCGCGCGACAGUCUCUCCUCACUCUUUUCUUUCCACCGUCUCCUUUCUCCUGUCUUCGCAGUGUUGGGAAGACUGAAGCUCAGCUAUGGCGUUAACCAAAUCAACCCUCCAUUUCCGCCGCUUUCUCUCUCCCAUUCCGCCGCGAAUUCUCAAACCCUACUCUUUCUCUUCAGCUUCAGAAGCCCAUCUUCAAGAGACCGACACCCCAGAUGACGAUUCCCAAACUGCCCCUGUCCCCUACCUAUCCGCCGACGAAACCCUAAUCGCCGACAAAUUCCACUCCCUCAUCAAAGACCACCACCGCAACAACCCCAAUCCUAAUCCCAACCCCCAUCCCCCGAACCCCACGUUCACAAUCCCUGCUCUCUCGCAAGACUUCUCCCAAAUCUCCGCCGUCCAUUCUGUAUCUCCCUCCGUCGUCCGCAGCGUGAUCAAGAAGUGCGGUGGUGUACGCCACGGCAUCCCUUUGGUCCAGGCAGUUGCCUUCUUCAACUGGGCCACGGCCCGCGACGGGUUCGAGCAGAAAUCGGAGCCCUACAACGAGAUGGUCGACCUCUCUGGAAAGGUGAGGCAGUUCGAUUUGGCUUGGCACGUGAUCGACCUGAUGAAAGCUCGGAAUGUUGAGAUUACGGUCGAGACCUUCUCGAACCUUGUCCGGCGAUACGUAAGGGCCGGAUUGGCUGCGGAGGCGGUGCACGCGUUUAAUCGUAUGGAGGAGUACGGUUGCGCGCCUGAUAGGAUGGCUUUCUCGGUAGUGAUUGGGAUUCUGUGCAAGAAGAGACGGGCCAGCGAAGCGCAGUCGUUUUUCGAUAGCUUGAAGCAUAAGUUUGAAGUUGACGUUAUACUCUACACUAGCUUGGUUAAUGGCUGGUGCCGAGCUGGUAAUAUCUCGGAGGCGGAGAGGGUAUUCCGGGACAUGAAGGCGGCCGGGAUCAUGCCGAAUGUGUAUACUUACAGCAUUGUGAUCGAUGGUUUGUGCAGGUGCGGCCAAAUUACGCGUGCCCAUGAUGUUUUCGCUGAGAUGAUUGAUGCCGGAUGCCAACCAAAUUCGAUUACUUUCAAUAAUCUGAUGAGGGUUCAUGUGAAGGCUGGCCGGACUGAGAAGGUGUUGCAAGUUUGUAAUCAGAUGAAGAGGCUGGGAUGCAAUGCGGAUGCAAUUACUUAUAAUUUUCUUAUAGAGUGUCACUGCAAGGACGAGAAUCUUGAAGAUGCAGUUAAGGUGCUCGAUUUGAUGGUUAAGAAAGGCUGCACCCCGAAUGCAUCGAGCUUCAAUCCCAUAUUUCGGUGCAUUUCGAAGUUGAAGGAUGUGAAUGGUGCUCACAGAAUGUAUGCUAAGAUGAAGGAGUUGAAGUGCGAGUUGAACACGGUGACCUACAAUAUACUAAUGCAGAUGUUUGCGGAGUCUAAAUCGACUCAUAUGGUGCUGAAGCUGAAGAGGGAAAUGGAUGAGAACGAAGUUGAACCGAACGUGAACACGUACAAGGUUUUGAUCUCCAUGUAUUGUGGAAUGGGGCAUUGGAACAAUGCCUACAGGUAUUGCAGGGAGAUGAUUGAGGAGAAAUGCUUGAAACCGAGUAUGCCGGUGUAUGAGAUGGUUCUAGAACAGUUGAGGAAGUCAGGGCAGUUGAAGAAGCAUGAGGAAUUGGUGGAGAAGAUGGUCGAUAGGGGCUUCGUUACACGGCCGUUGGCUGUGUAGUCUGUAGGAGUAGCUUAGCUGCAUUGCUUGCAUUAGAUUAGUCAUCGGAUUACCUGUUUCGUUACGAAUUUACGAUGUAGCGUUUUAUGUUUGGGAGUUGGGAGGAUCACAAUUUUGACGAUUUUUAACAGAAAAUUGUAACACAAGAAAGACGAAUGAAUUCGAAACAAAUGCGGAAUGGGUCGCAUGUUCAUGUUCAAAAACUACAAAUUAAGGAAUAAGAACUAAUGACCUUGCAUGUCAA